Cebus imitator (Panamanian white-faced capuchin) is the source of this 873-nucleotide messenger RNA. Its product is annotated as 39S ribosomal protein L42, mitochondrial-like. The coding region runs from base 130 to 558 and encodes 142 amino acids. The transcript has a single exon. The record is from RefSeq and is a predicted model, not a curated record. Gene Ontology annotation, cellular component: mitochondrial large ribosomal subunit. NCBI's taxonomy places the organism in Eukaryota, Metazoa, Chordata, Mammalia, Primates, Cebidae.
AGAUGGCGGGCUCGUGGUGAGAAGCUGUGAAGCAGGAGUAGAAAUUAGUAUGCCUAGAAGCAGAUUUUAAAGGCAGUUUCUCUUCAGAACAUCUUUUUUCAUACCACUUGAUAAGCAUCUUGAAACACCAUGGCUGUAGCUGCAGUAAAAUGGGUGAUGUCAAAGAAAACUAUCUUGAAACAUUUAUUUCCAAUCCAGAACGGAGCUUUCUAUUGUGUUUGUCAUAAAUCUACAUUUUCUCCUCUACCAGAUGACUAUAAUUGUAAAGUAGAGCUUGCCCUGACUUCUGAUGGCAGGACAAUAGUAUGCUACCACCCUUCUGUGGACAUUCCAUAUGAACACACAAAACCUAUCCCUCAGCCAGAUCCUGUGCAUAAUAAUGAAGAAACACAUGAUCAAAUCCUGAAAACGAGAUUGGAAGAAAAAGUUGAACCCCUUGAGCAAGGACCUAUGGUAGAACAACUUAGCAAAAUGUUCUUUACUACUAAGCACCGCUGGUAUCCUUAUGGACGGUAUCACAGAUGUCGUAAGAAUCCGAAUCCUCCAAAAGACAGAUGAUACUGAGGUUCCUGGGAGAAUCAAAGAGAAAUGUGCCUCAUUUGCAAUUUGAAAAAAUGCCAUCUGGUGUGUUCACUAAUAUGUAGUAAAGUAAUAAUGAUAAAAUACCUUUUCAUAUAUUAGAAUGUGUACUUUUAUAUAUGUUAAGUAAUUCUGGAUUUGACAUUCUUAUUUAGAGAAACCUAUUACAUUUUAUUUUUCUUUUUCAAUUUUAGUCUUUCAUUUAUGUAUGGUCUCCAAUUUAGGACUUUUCCAUAGUGCCAAAGCCAUACAUAUUCAGUAGAACAUCAAUAGGUUAUAUCAGAACACUUUAUU